AUGUGUACGGAAGCAGGCGUCGUUUUCAAAGUUCGCUAACGGCCGUUGUCUUGGUGCUGUGUCUCUGCUCCUGUAAACACGGCUACUGCUUAUUAACUUAAACGUUUUCUCUCCCAGCACGAUGGAUUUUGUAUAACCGGACUCCGUGCAGAUGAUUUUACACUACCUCCUUUACUGAAAGCUGAAAAUAUUAUGGACAACCUGGAUUUCACAGAAGAGGAAAUUCAAGAGCAGCUGGCGAUCCUCGGCUACAGGAACAUACCAAAACACAGGCUGCGUGAAUUCAAGAAAGAUCUUGAUGAACUGGUCCGACGUGGAGAAUGGAAAACCCUCACGUCAUCCACCCAGAUAAACUCCACCAAAACUCAUCCAACCACAUCUCAGGCCAGCCCUCCUGCCUACACCAAAGAAAAAGUUAGUCAGUGCCACUUCAAAGGCUCCGGUGAGGGAUUUUUCUUACAUGGUGCCACAGCAGACCACGAGAGACCAGUGCUCACCACCUGUCAGAACAGAGACUGUGGACGGCAGCAGGGACACUGUGACUCGUACGCUCAACACUCAGUGGCGCCAAAGCUCCAGCUGCCUUCAGGUGCUCCCACCAGGCUGCAGGUGGAGCCCGACCCUGAGGACACCCUGCACCCGCCGCUCACAGACAGCUACGUGUCUUCCCCGGACACCCAGGGGACACGCUUCAUCAAGAGAAAAGUCCUCAGGAAACAUAAAGGACAGUCACUUGUCUGCGAUGAGUCAGUCUACAGUGAAGAUUCAGAUGCGACGAGCUGUCUGGAGGAACGGCUGGCAGAGCUUCAUCUGUCCACGUCUGCUCAACACGACUCUGAGACGGAGAGCGAUGACGCCGCCGGUCAGAGCGACGCUCACAGCUCUGAGGCUGACAGGAUCUCUCUGAGUGCCUUUGAAUCCUACAUCAGAGGCAUGACUCGAACUCAGAGUGACGGUGACCUCAGGCCCAAACCCAAAUCCUUCAUUCGACCAGUGAUGAGUCAGCAGACCAUAAAGAAAACUGACCCAGUGGCCAAGUAUUUCCAGUACAAGCAGCUCUGGGAAAUGUUCAAGCUUCCAGGAGAGAAGGACAGGAGAGCGCUCCGCUGGGAGAUAAAGGAGCGUCUCGCAUACCAGCCUCCACCUCCCAGACCUCGGCGGGUUUACGUACCCAACACCUACAUCGUGCCAACGGAGAAGAAACGCUCGGCGCUUCGCUGGGAGAUCAGGAACGACAUGGCGAACGGUCUUCUUCCUCACAAAUUCAGUUAUCGAUUUUAG
Molecule: messenger RNA, 1281 nt
Organism: Toxotes jaculatrix (banded archerfish)
Lineage: Eukaryota; Metazoa; Chordata; Actinopteri; Toxotidae
Product: hydrolethalus syndrome protein 1
Exons: 12
Coding region: 193-1281 (362 amino acids)
Biological process (GO): cilium assembly
Cellular component (GO): centriole; non-motile cilium
Source: RefSeq, a predicted model, not a curated record